Molecule: messenger RNA, 762 nt
Organism: Quercus lobata
Lineage: Eukaryota; Viridiplantae; Streptophyta; Magnoliopsida; Fagales; Fagaceae
Product: receptor-like protein 35
Exons: 2
Coding region: 1-762 (253 amino acids)
Molecular function (GO): protein binding
Source: RefSeq, a predicted model, not a curated record
AUGCCUCACACCAGUAGCCAAAUUCUUCAUCAACCCAUGCACGCAAAGUUUGCAGACACACGCAAUAUCCACUCUCGAGACACACCCUCCGUAACACAAACAGCUACCAAAGUUAUGGCAUUCAAAGUCUUGUUCUGUAGCCCUGUACUUUUGUUGGUUUCCUUGCUCCAUUUUGCUACCUUUGCUUUCUCCACAACAUCUUCUGUGGCUGCUACAGCUGAAGUAGGUAAAGCAUUUGAGGAAGCAGAAGCUCUUCUAAACUGGAAAGCCAGUCUUGACAACCAAAACAAAUCUCUCCUGUCUUCGUGGGUUGGAGACCGCCCAUGCAUUAAUUGGGUUGGAAUUACUUGCGAUGAUAUGGAAUUGGGUGUCACGCGCCUAAUCCUUUCCAGUUUUGGUUUGAAAGUCUCUUAUCUUUUACAAAACUCGCUUUAUGGAACUAUUCCUGAUAGUAUUGGAGACCUUUCUAAACUCACCCAUCUCGAAUUCUCUCACAAUAAUCUUUUUGGUGCAUUUCCUCCUAGCAUUUUUAACCUUUCCAAACUUCGGUUUUUCGAUUUGACUGGAAAUCAGAUACCGGGAAGAAUUCCACCCGAGAUAGGCCAAAUGAUAAGUCUUCAAUAUUUAAUGGUUUCCGAUAAUUUACUCAAUGGUUCCCUCCCUCAAGAAAUAGGAGCAUUGAGAGAUCUCCUUUUUCUUGCUUUAGAUGGAAAUAGUUUCAUAGGCCCCAUCCCAGGCUCCCAGCUAUAUAUGGAAGCUUAA